CGAGCGUGGCACGCUGGAGCUCGACCGCCGGCCGGAGAGGACGGUGACGGCUCCGCCCGAUCAACCACGGCAUCAUCUUGUCAAACGGGGUUGACUCAGGGUCAGAUUGGGAAUAGGAUGGUAAAAUUGAAGGCUUCUCUGAUGGUGGAUAAUUGGGGGGAGUGUUGGUAGGUGGGCGGUGUAUGCCCUCCCCGCCUCCAUUUCUCCUGCUUUCCAGCCCUAGGGCGUCGCCUUGAGAUGUCUAGGGUUCGUUCCUCCCUGGCCUGCGUUGCCUUCCUCUUCCUUUGCGUCUCUGCUUAUGGCGCGUGCCCUGUUGGUUGGAAAGUUGGCCCGGACAAUAUUAAGUGCUUCAUGUACAUCGGAAACUCCCUUUCCUGGGAUAGGUCAGAGGAGCUCUGCCAGAAUUACAGUGGCCAUUUGGCAGCCCUGACAUCAGUUCAGGAGUUGGGUUUUGCCCAAAGUCUAUGUUCUAAUGAUGCUAAUGGGUGUUGGGUUGGGGGACGAGGAUUCAAUUCCACAAGUGGCUUUAUCUGGAAAUGGUCUGACAAUUUGUCCAGUUGGAAUGGUUCAGUCUUCCCUGGGGAGCCAUUCCACUUCAAUUGUACAAAUGGUCCUUGUCAAAGUAAUGCUCCGACAGAUUCAUGUACUUUGGUGACUAAUGGUCAUGUUGCUCUUGUUGGUGAAAGAUGCAAUUCCUCUCACAAACUUAUCUGCAUGCGAUAUCAAGAAAAUACAUGCAACCUUAAGCAUUGCCAUGAAGAAUACUUCAUCAUCCUUGCUGUUGUUAGUGGUUUGAUCCUCUUUACCACCCUAGCUGUUGUAAUCUGGCUCCUUGCAUUCCGAAGGAGCAAGAAACGUAGAAGAUCACGGAAGAUAUCUUGUCCUUCAGAUGCUGCAUUAGUUCCUCCAUCAUGGAAAGUGUUCACGAAUGAAGAGUUGAGGUCAAUAACUAAGAAUUUCAGCGAAGGAAACCGACUUCUUGGUGAUGCUAAAACAGGUGGCACAUAUAGUGGACUUUUGCCUGAUGGAUCAAGAGUUGCUAUUAAAAGGUUGAGGCGAUCAAAUCUUCAGAGGAAAAAGGAGUUCUAUUCUGAGAUUGGGAGGGUUGCUAAGCUACAUCAUCCUAAUUUAGUGGCUCUGAAAGGCUGUUGCUAUGAUCAUGGGGAUCGCUAUAUAGUGUAUGAGUUUGUUGCUAAUGGGCCAUUGGAUAGAUGGCUGCAUCACUUACCCAGAGGGGGCAGGAGCUUGGACUGGGUGAUGAGAAUGAGAGUUGCAACUACUCUUGCUCAAGGAAUUGCAUUUCUGCAUGACAAGGUGAAGCCGCAUGUAGUCCAUCGGGAUAUCCGUGCAAGCAACGUGCUCCUGGAUGAAGAGUUUGGAGCACAUCUGAUGGGAGUUGGCCUCUCCAAGUUUGUAUCAUGGGAGGCAAUGCAUGAAAGGAUGGUGAUGGCUGGAACAAACGGUUAUCUUGCUCCAGAAUUCAUGUACAGGAACGAGCUGACAACAAAGAGUGAUGUUUACAGUUUUGGAGUGCUGCUGCUUGAGAUCGUUAGUGGCCGUCGGCCAGCUCAAGCGAUUGAUUCUGUGGGUUGGCAGAGCAUAUUCGAGUGGGCGACUCCUCUGGUCCAAUCUCACAGAUACUUAGAACUUCUGGAUCCACAGAUCUUGGAUGUUCCAGAGGUUGGUGUGGUACAGAAGGUUGUCGAUCUUGUAUACUCAUGCACGCAGCAUGUUCCAUCAGUUAGGCCUAGGAUGUCUCAUGUUGUCCACCAGCUGCAGCAGUUGGGACUGAGAGUCGCCGAGCAUUCUAGGAGUGGGACAAGUACCAGUGCUGCAUCUCCCAUGUUACCUCUGGAGUUAGAAACAGCACGCUGAGCUUCAUCCAUAUGCACUCUUCUACAGUAUUCUGUUUACUUUGAACAACUGAUCCAUUAGUGGUUUGUUUGUUACGUGUAGAUCUGCUUCCUGGUAUAACGUGUAUGCUAAAUUAUUAUUUUUUGGGGAAAUAUAUAAACGGAUGAAGUAUAGUGGUUACCUCAAGUAAUUAAUUUCAAGGAAGUUGAUUUACUUUA
Messenger RNA from Dioscorea cayenensis subsp. rotundata (Guinea yam), 2072 nucleotides. Its product is annotated as C-type lectin receptor-like tyrosine-protein kinase At1g52310. The coding region runs from base 238 to 1875 and encodes 545 amino acids. Gene Ontology annotation, biological process: protein phosphorylation. The record is from RefSeq and is a predicted model, not a curated record. Gene Ontology annotation, molecular function: ATP binding; protein tyrosine kinase activity. The transcript has 5 exons. Lineage: Eukaryota; Viridiplantae; Streptophyta; Magnoliopsida; Dioscoreales; Dioscoreaceae.